AUGUCUGGCAAAUACGUCUUCAGCAAGAGCCUGAAGGAGCUCCGCUUCCUUUUCUGCCAGACCUCUGAGCAGAGUGCUGCCACAAGAUCUUUCCUGAACCGCGCCUACCCCACCAUGAAGAAGCACAACCCUCAGACUCCCAUCCUCAUGCGCGAUGCCUCUAACACCGUGCCUCGAGUCUUCGCUCGAUACGAGUUCGGAAAGGAGGUUCAAGAAGGACUGUCGGGUCUCUCCGACGCACAGAUCGAAGAGCGCAUCACCAACCUCGUGAAGCAGACCUCAUAA
Messenger RNA from Penicillium malachiteum, 285 nucleotides. RefSeq names its product L51/S25/CI-B8 domain-containing protein. The coding region runs from base 1 to 285 and encodes 94 amino acids. The transcript is spliced from 4 exons. NCBI's taxonomy places the organism in Eukaryota, Fungi, Ascomycota, Eurotiomycetes, Eurotiales, Aspergillaceae. The record is from RefSeq and is a predicted model, not a curated record.